UUUUCUAUUUUUUUCCCUUUUCUUACGGAGUUGCCCGAACUGUCUACGCUCCACUUCCUCCGGGUGAGGUCAAAUCGCGCGAACGUCUUCCGUGCGCCGUGAUGUCAUUUCCCGUUCAGUGAGGUCAAAAUAUCCAGGAUUUUACAAGAGCGCUUUUAUCACCACGAGUCCGUCUCAGCUGGGGUUUAAAGGACUGAGGUGUCGGAGGUGUGCAGAUGGGGGAAGUCAGGAAACUGCAGAAGAAGUUGAGGCAGAUUGAGAACCUGGAGCUUAAAGUUUCUCUCACCCCAGAAGAAGCAGUGAAGGUCUCAAAGAAGGCGGAGCUUCGCAGCAGAUUGGCUGAGCUCCUGCUGCAACUUUCUGGCCCGCAGCAAACCCAAUAUAUUGUGGGCGAAGAGGGGGAUAAAAUGAAAAGACAAGUAGAGAGCAGAACCGAGCAUCACACUGAUCACACUCCGGCUGUGAAGCUAGCACGUAAAGACCACCAGGAGACAGAGGAUAAAACAAAAAGUGGAGCAGAGCAGGAGAUAAAAGAGAGAGAGACUGGAAUACAAAGCCAGAAGCUUCCAGACCCAGACGCUGAAUUCUCAUCUCUUAAAGCAUUGUGGGAAAAGGCCAAGUUUCGCCUCAGGACUCUAAAAGGUCACAGUGACAUCAUCACUUGUGUAGCUGCCGUGGACAACCUUGUGAUUUCUGGAAGUCGUGAUACCACAGUGAAGGUGUGGCACGUUCCCACGGCAACGGAGCAGCGCAAUCUCGGAGGUCACAGCGGCGGCGUCACUUGUCUAAGUACACCACCUGCAGAAUACUGCAGGAAAUUAGCAUCUGCUCUGCAUCUGUCUGAGAAGGAAAGGUUUAUCAUAAGUGGCUCUACCGACUGCUGUGUACGAAUAUGGACUCUGAGCUCUGGCCAGUGCGUGAAAUCAAUCUACACUUUUAAUGCUGUCACAAGCCUGUGCGUCAUAGCGGAGUGGGAGGGCUACAUUGUGACAGGCUCAGAUGCUGGGAAGCUGCAGGUGUGGGACUGGCUCUCUCAGGAGAACCGUCAAUCAGUCAACGUGCACCUGGAUGCUGUCACGACACUACAGUCCCAUGGUCCUCUGGUGUUCAGUGCCUCGACCGACGGGAGCGUGUGUGUAUGGGAGGUGUAUGAUGGAGCAGCAGAGCCCCUAAAACAGAUCCAGCACUGGGGGUCAGAGGUGACUGGCUGCAGCAGGAUUGAUGAUGUCACUGGGAAGCUGAGACUGAGUGCCCGAGGCGACCACAUAUUCCUGGCUAAUGGGAGAUCCAGCAUCCGUGUGCUCAACUGGAGAACAGGCACAAUGAGGCGAUUGACCAAUCACAGCAGCACUGCUGGCGUCACAGAUUGUGUCAAUCAAAUACCAGGGCUUCUAGUUGCCUCGUGCUUUGACCUCACCAGUGGUGGGAAUACUCUGAACUUGUUUUCUCUUCCCGAAUGCAGGUACCUUGUCUCACUCACCAGCUCAGAUUUAUCACGGAUCCUGUGUUUUGCAGCAUGGCUCACACCAAGUGGGGGUCAUCGCUGGGUGACAGGUGGCCGUGACCUCACAGUUUGGGAACAACUUCCAGGAAAUGGAAAAAAAAGAGGUGACGUGAACGCGAAGCGAGACAGCCGAUUGGACGGUUUGCUUGCGGAGUCUGACGGAGACUCGCAGGAGGAGAGUGAUGAAGAUGACGAUGAUGAUCAUGAUGAUGAUGAAGACUCCACCAUUACCGAUGCAGAAGAGGUGUCCGGAUCGUCGUGGUUACGCUGCGUCCUGCAGUGAGAGAGAGAAAGAAACGAGAGACAGGCUGAGAACGAGAAAGGAAGAGCUUAAACGUGAGGUGUGAAGUUUAGCAGAUUGCGUGAGUGGCGUCAGGGCAGAGAGCGCGGGUGGACAACAGCUUGUUCUUCAUGUAAAUGUUGCAUCAUGGAGCCAAUAAACGUGCCAUGCUAUAACUAUGUGUGUGUGUGUGAGUGAGGUUAUUUAUCAUCACUGACAUUUCUGUCCAUAAAUAUCAGGAUCCCUCUUCAUUGUGGCUUUCCUUCACCCAAUACCAAAUGAAUGUAUAUUGAUUUUUUUUUUGUGCCUCUGCCCAUUUUUUUAAUCCUGUCUGUCGAGAAAUGAAUGAAAUACUUCUUCCUGAUCCCUACGUCAUUGCUAGAAUAUGAAAAUAUUUUUUGCUCUAUUUUAUCUUUUUGCUUCUAGCUUCAAAAUCCAUUCCAUUUUCCUCCUCCCCUGUUCUGUUUAAUUGAACCAGUUAAAAAGCAUAAUUAGCAUUUAAAUCUGUCUUUUACAGGAGCAACCACCUCUCUCUCUCUCUCUCUCUCUCUCUC
Molecule: messenger RNA, 2338 nt
Organism: Hemibagrus wyckioides
Lineage: Eukaryota; Metazoa; Chordata; Actinopteri; Siluriformes; Bagridae
Exons: 14
Coding region: 216-1787 (523 amino acids)
Molecular function (GO): protein binding
Source: RefSeq, a predicted model, not a curated record